GGAUACGUCGUCCUUUGUUGCUCAAGCAUCGGGCCCAGGCCCAAUCUACAAGGAAAGGCCCUUGCCAUCCGGCAAGUGUCACUCCCGAGCUUCUCUCCUCGGCGCGCGGCCGGCCCAUCGCCCCGCAUGGCGCCGCAGAGCUCCGUGCCCCUCCUGAGGGCCCUCCCCGCCCUGCUCCUCGCGGCCGCCCUGCGCGGCUGCUCCGGCGCCCCGGCGGGCGGCCGGGCGCUGCAGACGGUCGUCGGGCCCGACGGCACGCUCACGCAGGCGGGCCGCGCGGGCGCCGCGGGCGGCGCCGGGCAGCCGCCGGCGUACGGGCCUACGCGGCCUACGGCCUACGCGGCCCCGGCCUACGCGGGCGGCAGCCCCGCCUACGCGAGCCGCGGGGCGCCGCCCGGGUACUCGGUGCCCGUGGCCUCGGCGGCGCCCGCGUCCUCCGCGCCCGUGUACUCGGCGGCGGCGUCGGCGGGCCCGCCGUGCCUCGUGCCCAUGUGGGACGAGGAGUCGUACGUGUGCAAGGAGAGCACGAGGACUUCAUGAGCGUGCGGACCGAGAUGCCCGCGCCGCAGUGGGUGUGCGGGGUCGCCGGGUGCGCCUGGAGCGAGGCGAGGCCCAGCACGCCCGGCGCCGUCGCGGACGCCUUCGGGGUCACGCGGGUGUGGCUCCCGGACGCCUCGAAGUGCACCGUGGGCGGGCCCGGGACGAAGUAUUCCUUUUGGAUGACCUCGGCGGUGACCGAGAUGAUGUGCACGGCGGGCGUGUGGGACGACGGCAAGGGCAAGCCGAUCACUGCGAUCGAGAUGCAGACGGCGCUGUGGUUCACCAUCGCCUCGGCGGUCGUGGCUGUCGCUGCCGUCUACCUCGUCUACAAGAUGUGCUACGACACGGAGUCCCCGUGGUACACGUGGAGGCAGGAGCAGGCGGUGAAGUGGGGCUUCGCGACGGCGCCCCCGCCGGUCGAGGAGGCGGGCGGCGACGCCAAGGCGUCGGGCCCGCAGCACGGCAUCAACAUCAGCAUCUCGAACGCGAGCGGGGGCGGGCCUGCGCCCGCGGCGCAGGCCCGGCCCGCUCGAGGGCGCGGCGCCCCCAGGCUGAAGAAUGCCUUCGACGUGCGCUUCGUGCCGCGCUCCACCAACAAGUCUCUGAAGAUCAACGAGUUGACAGCGGAGAGCGUCGGCUCGCUGGUGCAGCUAGAUUGCCUGGUGGUGCGCGUGGGGAUGGUGAAGCCGAAGGUGGAGGUGGCCACCUACCACUGCGAGGUCUGCGACGCCGAGAUCUUCCAGACCGUGGAGUCGGACCGCUACACGCCGCCCACCGAGUGCCCUUCGGAGAGGUGCAAGCAGAACCGCCAGACCGGCAAGCUGCGCUGCAACGUCCGGACUUGCCAGUUCGGCAAGCACCAGGAGAGG
Prorocentrum cordatum is the source of this 1409-nucleotide messenger RNA. The record is from the annotation of a GenBank genome assembly. Lineage: Eukaryota; Dinophyceae; Prorocentrales; Prorocentraceae.